Molecule: messenger RNA, 229 nt
Organism: Meloidogyne enterolobii
Lineage: Eukaryota; Metazoa; Nematoda; Chromadorea; Rhabditida; Meloidogynidae
Source: the annotation of a GenBank genome assembly
UGUGGCAACAUCUAAGAAAAUUUCAAAAAUGGUGCCUCAUAUUAUUCUUCAUUUUUCUCAUUGCCCAAGUCUUAAAUUACCCGAGAAGGCAAAAAAUGUUGAAAUUAAGAAAUUAAAUGAUGAGAAAUCUACAACUUUUAAAAUUGUCAACAUUUACGAUCCAACGGUUAAAUUCUCGUUUUGUAAUGAAGAGGGUUAUUACGUUCAAAUCACAAUUAUGAAGGAAUAA